Necator americanus (New World hookworm) is the source of this 585-nucleotide messenger RNA. RefSeq lists its product as uncharacterized. Lineage: Eukaryota; Metazoa; Nematoda; Chromadorea; Rhabditida; Ancylostomatidae. The record is from RefSeq and is a predicted model, not a curated record. The transcript is spliced from 6 exons. Bases 1 to 585 code for a protein of 194 amino acids.
AUGUUCGAAACGGCCACGAAGGGGAGGAGCAAUUGCUCCGCUGAAAUGAGGCCCGUUCCCAUGUUCGAUAACUUUAUCAAGGAAAUUAUUGGAUCGCACAAUGCAAGACGUCGUGCUCAUGGUGUCCCUGAUCUACGAUGGAACGAUCACCUUGCAGCACAAGCACAAGCAUGGGCAGAACGAGUAGCUAGACAAGCACAUAUCACCUAUAGAGAACUCAGUGGAAUUGGAGAGAAUAUCACAUUUUUUCCACGUGAUUUGGACCCUGAAGCAAUAGUCGAGCACUGGUACGAGGAACAUGAAAAGUAUGAAUACGAGACACCAGGCUGGCAAUGUGGAACGAACUACUUCACUCAGGUUAUUUGGAGGGAAACGGAAGAGGUCGGCAUUGGAAGAGCGUUCGUGGAACCUGAUGCCGCUGAAAAUCAUAACAACAAAAGACCGCGGAGUAGUGGGAAAUUGGCUACACCAGGGGACCAAGUGAUCGUUGCAUUCUAUCGCCCGGCUGGGAACAAUAAUCGCGCUGGACAAUUCGCCGUCAACGUUCUAAAACCUUUAAGAAGAGAUGAGUCCGUUGCUGAGUGA